CCACGCCCACCAGAGAGAUUUAAGCCACGUCUUUGGCUCCGGCGCUGUUAUUUGGUUUCCUGCAGCUAAGAAGCGGAAGUACUUGGUGAAGUGGCAUCUACUACAUCCAUAAUGAAUAAUAGCGGUUAUAGCAAACCAGGAAAAACUUUCCUUUUCACAUCGGAAUCUGUCGGUGAAGGUCACUCUGAUAAAAUGUGUGAUCAAAUAAGUGAUGCUGUCUUAGAUGCCUAUCUUUCCCAAGACCCUGACUCCAGAGUUGCAUGUGAAUGUGUGGCUAAGAUGGGUAUGAUCCUGCUUUGUGGAGAGGUGACUUCAAAGGCAGUAGUUGAUCUUCAGAAAGUGGUCAGAGACACUGUGAAGAGUAUUGGAUACGAUGACUCAUCCAAAGGUUUUGAUUACAAGACCUGCAAUGUGCUUGUGGCCUUGGAGCCACAAUGUACUGAGAUUAGCGACUGUGUGUUUGAAGGUCGCAAUGAGGAGGACAUUGGUGCUGGUGAUCAGGGUUUAAUGUUUGGCUAUGCAACAGAUGAGACGGAGGAAUGCAUGCCGUUGACCAUCCUCUUGGCUCAUAAGCUCAAUUAUAAGAUGAAAGAGCUGUCACGGAAUGGAGAGUGUCCCUGGAUACUACCUGACUGUAAAUCACAGGUUACAGUGGAAUACUGUGAUAACAAGGGAGCUAUGGAGCCAAUUCGAGUUCACACAGUGGUCAUCUCAGUCCAGCAUAAACCUGACAUUACAUUAGCUGAAAUCCGACAGAAUCUGAUGGAAAAAGUGGUCAAAGCAGUUAUCCCAGCCAAGUACCUGGAUGACAGAACUAUAUAUCACCUGCUGCCAAGUGGAAAAUUCCUAAUGGGUGGCCCACAGGGAGAUGCAGGUCUUACAGGCAGAAAAAUCAUUGUUGACACAUAUGGUGGCUGGGGUGGUCAUGGCGGUGGCGCCUUCUCUGGGAAAGACUGCAGCAAAGUGGAUCGUUCUGGAGCUUAUGCUGCCCGCUGGGUGGCCAAAUCACUUGUAAAAGCCAAGCUAUGCAGAAGGGUACUAGUACAGAUCUCAUAUGCCAUUGGCAUAAGCCAUCCUUUGUCAAUCUCAAUUUUCCAUUAUGGGACAUCCACCAGGGAUGAAGAUGAGCUUCUGGAAAUUAUUCAGAAGAAUUUUGACUUAAGACCAGGGGUAAUCGUCAAAGAGCUUGGUCUGAAAAAACCCAUUUUUCAGAAAACUGCCAGCUUUGGACAUUUUGGAAGAGAGGAAUUUCCCUGGGAGAAGGCAAAGAAAUUGGUGUUUUAGUGUUUCAGUUAUAACCAAGAAAAAAUUCUUUGACUGCAGCAAUCUAAAUUAAUGCAUAAUAUCAGUGGAGUUUCAUCUGAAGUGGCUGUUUUCAGUUGAAGUGGUUUAGACUGAGGAAGGGAAUCCUUCUUUCUCUACAUUUCACAGGCAUUCUGAUGAUUGUUUCUUAAUUCACAAAUUUUGGAGCAAAAAUGAGAAAUUGUUAAAUGAUAUGAUAGAUAGCACCACUUUAAUAUGAAAUUAAAGUGCUUGCUGUAUUGUUUGAAUCUAAUGUACAUUAUGUACUAAUCAUUCAAUAUGUAAUCAUACAAUAUGCUGAAAUUGCACAGAAUUAUUAUAAAAAAGGACAAUAUUAUAUAGUGAUGUGUCUAAAAAUAAAUCCAAAAUAUAAUAAACCUAAAAAAAAAUGCAUAUUCAAAAAGAACCAGAUUUUUUAAGAAAACAAAUAUUUAAUAUUCCACAUUUCCUUAAAAACAAUAACAUAAAAUUGUUUUGAAAAUUGAGUUAAUGUGUGUAAAUGCUCUGUUCACACAAGGAUAGACAGUUUGCCUUGUGCCAUGUAAAUUAACUCAUUUUUAUAGUACCCCUCAAGAGUUCCAGUGAUUUCAUGAACUUUUCUGUCACUUCCACACUCCACCACUGAGUGUCAGUAAAGACUGAAAAAAUGCAUGGGCAUGUAUGGUUGCCACUUGAACUGGCUCAUUGGUGUUUAUUGAUGAUGUAACUGCUAAUAGAAGUAGCAGGAUGAAUUCUGAA
Molecule: messenger RNA, 2040 nt
Organism: Pangasianodon hypophthalmus (striped catfish)
Lineage: Eukaryota; Metazoa; Chordata; Actinopteri; Siluriformes; Pangasiidae
Gene: mat2al
Product: methionine adenosyltransferase II, alpha-like
Exons: 9
Coding region: 112-1284 (390 amino acids)
Biological process (GO): S-adenosylmethionine biosynthetic process
Cellular component (GO): methionine adenosyltransferase complex; cytosol
Molecular function (GO): ATP binding; methionine adenosyltransferase activity
Source: RefSeq, a predicted model, not a curated record